This is a messenger RNA of Melanotaenia boesemani (Boeseman's rainbowfish), 557 nucleotides long. It is a transcript of the gene hint1, whose product is annotated as histidine triad nucleotide binding protein 1. The coding region runs from base 48 to 428 and encodes 126 amino acids. Lineage: Eukaryota; Metazoa; Chordata; Actinopteri; Atheriniformes; Melanotaeniidae. Gene Ontology annotation, molecular function: hydrolase activity. The record is from RefSeq and is a predicted model, not a curated record. Gene Ontology annotation, cellular component: cytoplasm; nucleus. Gene Ontology annotation, biological process: purine ribonucleotide catabolic process. The transcript is spliced from 3 exons.
CGGCUCUAAACCCGCACUCGCAAAGCCUUCCACUUAACUGCGCCAAUAUGGCUGAUGAAACAGCGAAGGCGCAGGUAGCGAAACCUAGCGAAGACACUAUAUUUGGAAAAAUUGUACGCAAAGAGAUUCCUGCUAACCUAAUAUACGAAGAUGACCAGUGUGUUGCCUUCCCCGAUAUUUCUCCUCAAGCCCCCACACACAUUCUAGUUGUCCCAAAAAAGCCCAUUGUUCAGCUGUCACAAGCCGAGGAUAGUGAUGCUGCAUUGUUGGGCCACAUGAUGUUAGUCGCAAAGAAGUGUGCUCAAGAUGCAGGUCUGUCUAAAGGUUACAGGAUUGUCAUCAAUGAUGGACCGGAUGGUGGUCAGUCAGUCUACCACAUCCACAUCCACGUUCUGGGAGGACGCACUAUGGGGUGGCCCCCUGGCUAAUCUCCAUCUACUUGCACAAACCACUUUGCCAUCUUAACAUCUAUUGUCUGACAUGUAUUACUGUCUGUUGAAUGUGAAACAACACAAACAAAAAUUCAUCAGUGAUAUUAAAGUUCACAACAACAAAGA